UACAAACCAGAAGAAGAACAGGAAACGUCAGCACCAGCACACUCUUCAGAAAUGAGAAAGACAUGAGUCACAUGAGAACACAAUAUUAUCAACCACAGCUUUAAAUGGGCGAGUUAAAGGCAACAGGAGUGGAUCAAGCAGUGGGCAUGAGUCUGGUGGUCUUCAGCCUUGUGCUGUUUACAUAUUACUCUGUGUGGGUCAUCGUCCUGCCUUUCGUGGACAGCGGUCAUGUGCUGCACCAAUACUUCCUUCCUCGGGAGUAUUCAGUCAUUCUGCCGGGCAUCGCAGCAGUAAUACUGCUCCUCUGUAUAGGGGCCUUCACUGCAGUUAUUAUGUGGAAGAGUCGCAAACCAAAGAAAGUGGACUAAUCUCAGGACGUUAGCAUGACUGUCGUUGAAUAAAUAAUGUGAAAACUCCCUCGACCAAUCACACCUUGGGUCUCUAAAAAACUCCCCCUGAAAGGUUUCUAUUUACUAGGUUCAUUCUGUUGUAAAGAAGAGAUUUAUUUUACAUCUAGUUUCUACUAUUUGGUCGGUUUGUUAUAGAAAAUAAAUCUGUUUUAAAAACCAUUAUGUUUCUAUUUUAAAGUAGAAUAUUUGUGUUGAUAGCAAACAGAGACUGCAUCAGGGUUGUCCAGUUUUUCCUGGACAACCCUGGGAAGAAGAACUUUAAAGGAGCAACAUGUAACUCUGAUACCUAGUGUUUAAAAUGGGUUUAAUAAUUUAAUUUGCAGUCCAAAUUCUAAACAUCAUCGAGAGCUGUCUCUCCCCCUCGGUUUGUCAGAUCAUACCAAAACGGCCGUGUGGGGGUGCCUUAAACCCGCCUACCUUCUUUGGUCCAAACAAAUCCAGAUCAUUCAGGACCAGAAUCUAAAGUUAGAAGGAGGACAUACUGGCUGCUGCAUUGUUGUCAGAGAAGCCAGCACUUCAACAUAGCAUGUUUCCUUAAUGUCUGAUCAGAUAGUAAGCUCACUUUAUCAUUUAGUUCAGUAGAUGUCUUACAUGUUGCUCCUUUAAUGGUCACAGUGAAUAUUUGGCACUUUUGAAGGCUUUUUGUUUAUCCAGUAGUUUUGAUAGACUCACAGAUGCAGAUUGUUUGAUCUGCUGUUUUCAUGUCUUAGGUAAUUAAGGGAGUUUAUAAAUUUCAUGUCCAAACACUUCACUCCUGUUUUGAAAAUUUCCUCGACAUACACCCCUGUAUACGGCGUUGUUUCCCAUGACCACAUGGCCCAGUUUGGAGUCUAUCAAGUGUCGACUUUCUCCGUUCCUCAGAAAGUAAAGGAUUAAAUAUUUCCACUUGAGCAGAAUGUCAUCCUUUGUUUUUGUUUUUGAGUGACUCAGUUUGUUUCUUCGUCAUAUACUUUAACUCUCUCGGAUUCUCUUGAAGCAGAAUAUUUCCUCUUAUCUUGUGACUGAUUGUAAAUGUGUAACAGAUGAAACCCCAGACGGAGUUAAUGGGCAUACCCAAAUCUCUGUUUAUGGCUCAUAAACGUUUUAGUUAUACAACCUUUUUGGUCCACAAACUACCCACAAUGCAUCAUCAUUCUCUGUUGAGUUUCACCAUUUUCUCUGGAUUUGAAAAGAAUACUUUUUGUUGUGAAUAUUUUCUGUCCUCAAAUCUUGCAUUGAACAUUUUUUUUCUUCUACAUUCUGAGCAAUAAGGGUAUAAAAAGUAGAAAGUGGAGCGUGAGUCACAAUGCAUCAUGGGUCUUACAUACUGUAAAUAAUGGGACACGUCAUUUUUUGAAAAUGUGAUUGGUGUUAAAAGUUAAAUGCUUUGACUAAACCAGCGUUCUGUCCAUCAUGAACUCUAGCAAGGCUGAAAAUGUGUGUAUAAUAAAAAUUAUCAGAAGCUAAA
Molecule: messenger RNA, 1857 nt
Organism: Labrus bergylta (ballan wrasse)
Lineage: Eukaryota; Metazoa; Chordata; Actinopteri; Labriformes; Labridae
Gene: dpm2
Product: dolichyl-phosphate mannosyltransferase subunit 2, regulatory
Biological process (GO): GPI anchor biosynthetic process
Cellular component (GO): dolichol-phosphate-mannose synthase complex; endoplasmic reticulum membrane
Molecular function (GO): enzyme regulator activity
Source: RefSeq, a predicted model, not a curated record